This is a messenger RNA of Trichoderma aggressivum f. europaeum, 1272 nucleotides long. RefSeq lists its product as uncharacterized. The coding region runs from base 1 to 1272 and encodes 423 amino acids. The transcript is spliced from 3 exons. The record is from RefSeq and is a predicted model, not a curated record. NCBI's taxonomy places the organism in Eukaryota, Fungi, Ascomycota, Sordariomycetes, Hypocreales, Hypocreaceae.
AUGCCGACGACGCAUCAACAUGAUGGGAAUUCGCUGUUCGCCAAGUUGCCACCAGAGAUCCGCUACGAGAUAUGGUGUAUGCUCUUGAUAGAGCGCAAAGGGCCAAUUGAGCCAGUGCACAUUCCCAGGGACAAUGGAACAGAGACCUUCUUUUCCCCGGGAAGUGGUCAAGACAGUACCCUUCUUCUUAAUGCUCUUAUGAAGACUUGUCGGCUGUUUUACCAUGACCAGGAUGAUUGGAUGAUCUUUUACAAGUUCAACAAAUUCCGAUUUUCCACAAGCCGUGAUUGCCUCACUUAUGUUGCUGCCAUCACCUCGGAUCGCCGCGAGGCCAUCCGAAGCAUCACCAUCGCACCGGAUCCAGCGGACAUCAAUUUCCACUAUGAUCCAAGUAGGGUCAAAAAGGGGAGACCAGGAGACCGUCUCCGCGUCAUUGCCGACCUCUGUCCGAGCCUGCGCGUCUUUAGACAUGAGAAGUUCUUUUACCUCUCAGACACCUUGACCAACUGGGUAAUCAUGCUGGCCGAGACUUUGGAACCCAUUGUGGCCUCUCUGCCAUUUCUAAACGAGGUUUACAUCCUUGGUAGCGGUGGUGGGAAUACGCAGCUGGAAUGUCAUAUGACUUUGCAGAAUGUAUCGUUCAUUUGGAAAACAUUCGCGGCUUCGCAUCUAUGGGCUUCGGCAUUAAGACAUGCAAACUCCAGUGAUCGUGGUGAGAAAGUAUUGACGGCAGUGUGGGAGAUACUGUCCAAACAAAGGACAGUCGAUGAGCAACUACUCGAACCUCGCCGUGUAAAGGAAGCUAUCGGCACGACGCCUAUUCUCACUCCGGGAGUAUGUCGUCGGUACCGCGGGUGUGUCGGCGGCAUGCGACAGAAUGUAAGACAUUUCGCAAGCGGAACCGUCCCCGAUUUCAUAUUCGGAGGAACGGGGACCGUAAAAGACAUUCGGUUUCCCCGCGAUGACUUGUGUCCCGAAUUACUCAUUGGAACAGCCUGGUACCAUUGGGAUGCCAUCUUUUCUUCGAAUCGGUUAUCGGAAUAUCACAGCAAAUCUUAUGUUUCGGAGGCCGCGUACCGUUUCAGAAAGAAGUACGUCCCAUGGGUGUAUUUUUCGGGCACCAGCAAAGGGAGACGCCAUGGAGACCGAAGCCCUCAAAGCAAGCUAAUCAACUGCAUAUGGCGGCUGAAUUGGCAAGAUAGUGCUAAGAAAUUGGAUAUAUUGGGCGAACUCUACAAGGCUGGGUACAUAUACUCUAGGCGUAGACGGUGA